AUGCGACUAGAUCAAAUUCUUCUUGAUUCGAACAUUAUUAAUACUCAAAUUACAUUAAUGAAACAAGCCUCACCACUGAAACUUACAUCUCCACUAUCUGAUAUAGUACUUAAUCGAUUUUGUGAACAAAUAUUACCAAAAAUUCAUGACAAAAUCAAAUGGCUCAAGCUUGAAACAUCAUCUAUGGAACGUAUUCUUCUUGCAGCUAACAGCUAUUUUAAUUUACGUCAAUUGGAUCUAUUUAUUAUGAAUAUAGAAACUGACAUGCACUUAUUUAAUAUACCUACUGGAGCUGGAUAUAUGACAUUCGGUAUUGAAUCUCCAAUAUUUUCUUCAACUCUGGUUGAAUUACAUAUGAAUGUGUAUCGUUUCGAUGAUUGUCUAUUUCUACUCGAUGGUCGUCUAAAUCAACUGCAGGGAUAUGGUCAAUGUCAUAUUUAUUCAUGUCCAUAUACAUUAACAUAUUAUGAUGAUAUAACUAAUAAUUUUCCAGGUGGUUUAUUUAAUAGCGUUGAAAAAAUGAGGUUAUUUGAUGAGCGUCCUUUUGAAAAUGAAUUUUUCAUUCGAAUUUCUCAAGCAUUUCCAUUCCUUAAACGCAUAACUAUAGUUAAUAGAAAACCACAAAAUUUCAAACAAGAACAACAAUUAAAUGAUAAUACUCAAAAGUCUUCAAAUAUUGAAUAUUCUCAUCUUAGUAUGCUUCAUCUUCUGCGUGUUCAUGACGAUUAUGUAGAACAAUUUUUAUUCGAUACGAAAACCUGUUUAUCAAAUUAUAUUCAAUUGGCAGUUGAACUUUGUUUUCAUGACUGCCAACAGUUACCUAAACAUUAUCAGAAUUAUUUUCCUUAUCUUGAAUAA
Messenger RNA from Rotaria sordida, 858 nucleotides. NCBI's taxonomy places the organism in Eukaryota, Metazoa, Rotifera, Eurotatoria, Philodinida, Philodinidae. The record is from the annotation of a GenBank genome assembly.